Messenger RNA from Eufriesea mexicana, 2407 nucleotides. Its product is annotated as farnesol dehydrogenase. The coding region runs from base 311 to 1051 and encodes 246 amino acids. The record is from RefSeq and is a predicted model, not a curated record. The transcript is spliced from 7 exons. NCBI's taxonomy places the organism in Eukaryota, Metazoa, Arthropoda, Insecta, Hymenoptera, Apidae. Gene Ontology annotation, molecular function: oxidoreductase activity.
UAUCAAGCACCUCGACGUAACUGCAGUUGUGCAAAGAAGUCCAUCGUGGUUGCUUCGACCAAGUAUCUCGAAUAAAACCAGCCUCUUGUAUCACUUCGGUACACCACCUGAAAGAAAAGAUCUCACCAGACUACGUUAUCCUAUAAUUAUCCGUGUACGAGAAAAUCGAAAUAGAUCGCAGACAGGAUGUCAGAGAUCUCGCAAACAACAUUAAUUGCCGAGGACAUAUCGGACCGAAGGCUAGACUUAUAAGCGAUCUUAUUACCGGAGCCACGUCGAGCAGUCGUAAGCCGUUCGUGAGAUAGCGAGGAUGGACAGAUGGGUAGGAAAGGUGGCCGUGGUCACGGGAGCAAGUGCCGGAAUCGGGGCUGCGAUCGUCAAGCAAUUGGUCAGCCAUGGCAUGGUGGUGGCAGGGCUUGCCAGAAGGGUGGACAAAAUAAAGGAGCUGGAGCAAGAGUUGGAGGAAUGUUCUGGAAAACUUUACGCCGUCGAGUGCGACGUGUCGAAGGAAGAGAGCAUAAUCGCAGCUUUCGCAUGGGUGCAAGAAAAUCUGGGCCCUGCAAACGUGCUGGUCAACAAUGCUGGAAUGACCAAGGAAUCUUCUCUAAUAGAUGGCAAUUUAGAGGAUUGGCGUGCUGUCUUCGACGUGAAUGUUUUUGGAUUGUGUCUCUGCACUAAGGAAGCGAUUCGCAUGAUGCGUGAAACAGGGGAGGAGGGUGUCAUUAUAAACGUGAACAGUCUUGCGGGUGAGAGAGUACCUUUUAUACCUGGGUUCUCCGUUUAUCCAGCUUCAAAGAGAGCCAUCACUGCUCUGGCACAGACUCUGCGACACGAACUCACGGAAACCCAAAUUAGAGUGACGGGUAUCAGCCCGGGACUGGUGGCCACGGAGUUAAUGGUGUCCUAUAGCACGUAUUCAGAGGAGGCGCUAGCAUCGUUUCCCACACUAGAUCCAAAAGACGUCGCCACAGCCGCGGUGUACAUCCUAACAUGUGCUCCACAUGUCGUUGUACAAGAUAUCAUUCUGCGACCUCUGGGAGAAUCUUGGUAGUGAAAGCGGGAAACGAUUCGAGAUUAGUUAUACUAUUGUUAGAACUAAUUAUUCGUUACACUAGUUACCGCACAAACGAUCGUUAUAGAUGGAAAACAGAAUAGAAUAGGACAAGGUAUAUACUCUAUGGACCAAAAGUCCCGAAGAACUUGCCUAGUUGCUAAUUUUAUUACCGAUUUAGUGUCACGUGCAGCUGGUACCGGUAACAAUUUGCUUUAUGUCAGAUUUUUAAAACUAACUUGACGAAUUCUUAAUAUUUCAGUAUCUCAACGCUACUAUAUACACCAUUAUACUUUAGGAAACUUUAAACUAACUUCAAAUCCCUAAUACUAAUAUGUACCCCAAUUUGAGACCCCUAACUUCCACUCCGUUAAUUUUUUAAUAUUCAUUUUUCUCCCUUUUGCAUAAAGAAAGUUAUCAACUUUAUAUAACUAUUCUCGAUCUUCCCUCUGAAAAGAAUCGUCCGAAUAUUUUAGGUUUUCCGUUCAAUCGGCGAUGUAGGAAUUAAAAACAACGAAGUUCGCGAAGACACGCAUCUUUUAUCUGUUUUUCCAUUUCCUCCAGUCUAUUUUAUAGAUAACCUAUCUGCCUCGUGUUCUAUUUAAUUAUCAUCUAAAAACGACGUUUUCCUGCGAUGGAAAUGAUUCAGCUUGCCGAAAAGAAGAAGGCCUUCGCUCCACCGGAAACACGUUACCAGCACCCUUUUAAGGAAGCUAUGAAAGUGAGAUCUCUAUACCCUUACAUCUCUUUGAUAUUAGCGUAAUGUUUAUUCCCUAAAUAUUACAUUAAAAUUAUAAGCGAUUAGAAUGGAAUAUAUAUUUAUUCCGUGAGAACUGAAUUAAAAAUUAUAGGCAAUUAGAAUGCAAUAUAUAUUUAUUCUAUGUAUAAGUAUCGUAUUAGAAAUGUAACGAUACAAAAAUAUAAUAACGUGAAAAUUAAAGAGAACACUUUUUUCACAAUAAUUGGAGAAGUUGGUGGUAAUUGGAUUGAGCUACAAGGCUUUUACAUACGUGUGAUUGAACUAGUUAGGAGAAUUAUGGCGUACCCACAAGCUGCUUAGCAAGAGACAGGAAAUACGGGAAUCGAAACGUUUAUUGAGGGAAGCGAGUAAUCUAUUGAAGGAGGGGGAAAAAUUGGAGAGAGUCUAUCGUUUAAUUAACAAAGGAUUGUUUUACAAUCCGAGCUUCCACCCGCUUCAUGCUUUAAAGGGGGACGUUCACUUGCUUCAAGGUUUGAAACUAUGACAUAAAACUAUCAUAACACGAUACCGAUUAUAGAUAAAUUUAAGUUUGGACUUUAAUUUUUAUACAUAUAUGUAGAAUAUAUCGUAUCCUCGCUGGUGGUUAAAUUAGCAGA